UGCACGCGCAUCAGCCGUUGCGUGCAGACGUUGACGCACAGAGAUGAUCAGCAGCGGUGGCUCUGAACGUGACGCUACGUUUGCCUGUUUACAGCGACCGAUACACGUCCACGGAGUCAUGUAGUGUGUAUUUCUGGAGGAACAUGUCGAGGAAGGUGAAAUGACGGGGUUUUCUGUUCGUUCCGAGAGCGUUUUAUCUUGUUCUCAGUGAGGACACGGCUGCGCGUCGUCGUCGGGAACCGUCCGGGAGAUGGACUGGAGUACUGCGGAAACCGGGGAUGACGGGAGGACGAGUGAGGAAGCCGCCGCUGGCCACUGCCUACAGCUGGACCUGGAGGACAGCGAUUCAGCCAGGAAGGUUCAUAUAACAGAGAUGCCGUCUCCGUUCGGGGUGGGCCCUGCCCACGAGAAAAAGAUCGGCCACAGGAGGGUAGAUGCCUCUGGAGAGACAACAUACAAGAAAACCACCUCCUCUGCCUUGCAAGGGGCCAUCCAGUUGGGUAUUGGAUAUACUGUUGGCAACCUUAGCUCCAAGCCUGAGAGAGAUGUGCUGAUGCAGGACUUCUACGUGGUGGAAAGCAUCUUCUUCCCCAGUGAAGGCAGCAACCUCACACCAGCCCACCACUACCCAGACUUUAGGUUUAAAACCUACGCACCUGUAGCCUUCCGCUACUUCCGAGAGCUGUUUGGGAUCCGACCAGAUGACUACCUGUAUUCACUGUGUAAUGAGCCACUGAUCGAGCUGACAAAUCCAGGAGCGAGUGGCUCCAUAUUCUACGUGACCCGCGAUGACGAGUUCAUUGUCAAAACUGUUCAACACAAAGAGGCUGAGUUUCUACAGAAACUCCUUCCUGGAUAUUAUAUGAACCUGAACCAGAACCCCCGGACACUGCUGCCAAAGUUUUUCGGCCUCUACUGUGUCCAGUGUGGGGGCAAGAACAUCCGAGUUGUUGUGAUGAACAAUAUUUUGCCACGCUCUGUACGCAUGCACCUCAAGUUCGAUCUGAAGGGCUCCACAUACAAGAGGCGAGCGUCCAAGAAGGAGAGAGAGAAGUCCAAACCCACCUUUAAAGACCUGGACUUUCUGAGCGACGUUCCUGAAGGCCUCACUCUGGACCAGGACACAUACAGCGCCCUGGUCAAAACACUACAGAGAGACUGUCUGGUUCUGGAAAGUUUCAAGAUUAUGGACUACAGUCUUCUGUUGGGGAUCCACAACAAGACCCAAGCAGAUCGAGAGCGUUCGUCUCAGGGCUCUCCUGCAGGAGGUGGAGGAGGAGGAGGAGGAGGGGGAGGAGGAGGAGGAGAAGGUGGGGAUGAAAAGAGGCGUGCUGCUCAGAGAGCUUGGUACUCCACUGCCAUGGAGUCUAUACAGGGAGGCUCCACAUGCAGGGACACUCUAGACCAUGACGACACUAUGGGUGGUAUCCCCGCUGUGGGUGGGAAAGGAGAGCGCCUCCUGCUGUUCAUCGGAAUCAUCGACAUCCUGCAGUCCUACAGAAUGAUCAAGAAACUGGAGCACUCUUGGAAGUCCCUCAUCCAUGACGGGGACACGGUGUCAGUUCACAGACCUAAUUUCUAUGCGGAGAGAUUCUUCAAAUUCUGUAGCACCAUCGUCUUCAAGAAGAGCUGCUCAUUGCGAUCAUCUCCGUCUAAGAGAGGACGCGGGCCUCUUUUGUCCAAGUCCAGUGCUGGAACUACUUCAGCUGGGCAUCGUCCCUCAGUGAGUGAUGAGAGGCAGGAGAACCAGGACAACCUAGAGAACCUUCGAGGAGCUCGCAGCUUCCCAGUGCUGGAGGACAACGGGAGAGAGCCACCCUGCACUCCUCCUUCCUUUGAAGAUGCUACCACAGCUUCUAUCGCGACCACGCUGUCCUCCAACAACUCCUUACCCACCACACCCUUCGAUACACCCGAGCACCCACGCUACAGGAGACAAAUGCUUUCCCCGAGUGUGGCCAGGUCACAGAAAGUUGAGGUUCAUGGAGAAAAGCAGGACACAAUAACAGUGGAGGUGGAGCUCAGUAAAAUCCCAAAGAGCACAGAGCUCACACAGAUGACAGAAAUGACCUCCCCGAGCCACCUGUCACCUGAUCGUCAGCCCCAUGUCAUCCCUCCAUCCAUCCCGCCCACUGUUAGUCCAUCCUGUCCAUAUCCCUCCUCCUCCACCCUUCCUUCUUCAUUUGCAUCUCCCUCCUCCGCUGCCCAAUCACCCGGCCAGUCAUCCUCCACACUCUCUUCAUCCAUCCGUCCGUCCACCAAACCUCUCACCUCUCCCACAGCGGCUCAGUCUUCCGUCCUUUCUUCUCCGGUUCCACGUUCAGCUGCACCGUCCACACUCCUCGCUUCAUCUCGAAGCACCUCCACCCUCCCUCCUGCGUCAGCAUUCACUCCCAUCUGCCCUGCAUCUCCUCAUGCCUCCUCCGCUCACCAUCUCCCCACGACCCCUCCCUCCUCCCAGCCUCCGAGCCCUCAGGUGCCUCAGCCGGCGCCACGUGCAUCGUGCAAUCAGCUGUCAGUGUCCAGCAGCCACAACUCACUGGACGGGGAGGUGCCGGUGUCUGACAUCUACUUUUAUGCAGAUGGCAGAUAUUGGGUGUACUCUCCAGUUCUUGGCCGUCGUAAGCUAAACUCUAGCUCGAGUUACAAUCAGAAUCAGGACGACCGGAGCUGGGUGUACUCUCCUCUGCACUGCAGCUCAGGGUCCAGAAGGGGCUCCGACGGGGAGAGUGAGACAUAACUCACAGUGGAGACAGCAGUGAGGGGUGGAGCCAGAUGCUGUCUCCACAUACGAAGAAGCUGUGAGCUUUGGAUAACGAAGCUGACGGGACUCUGUGAGAGUCAGUGCUGGUCGACCCAAACUGCAUGAGGGAGCUUGCUUUGCCAACUGAGACUAGAGGAAUAAAUUUAAAAGAAGCAUUUCAAGUGUAGUUCAAUACAAUCAUGCACACGUUCCAAACAAAACCUACAGACAUACAACUGUCAAAAUAUUAUGCAACAAAAAAAAAAAUCAUAAAGGAUCAAUUCCUGGACAAUCUGUGAAAUAAACUUAAAAUCGCAAUCAGCUGAUCAGCACUGCGAAGGAUCCUGGUGGCUGGUAUCAUUGCGGUGUUCCUCCCUGCUGUUUUUAGGGUUUCAGUGUCCAUGAGUCACGCUGCAGUGUGCCAGCUCCGCCUAUGCAAGACAGGACAUCCUGAUUAUCGAUUUCUUCUUUUGACUAAUGCUUCUACAACCUCCUCAGAGAUUAUUCACGCAUUUAUUUUCUCACCAGGGUCAUGUCAAAGCUGUAUAUAAGUUUUAUUUUUAGCACUUUACCGAUGUACACGUGGCUGCAGUCUUAUGAAAUCGUCCGUGUUUUUGUUAUUUUGUUAUUGGGUAACUUUUUGUUAUGUUCUGUGUGGUGGUCCACGUAAGAAAACUUUGAUCUGACGGUGAACGGUUGUGUUAAAAAAAAAAAUGCCUUAUCGACAAACUCAUUUUCAUAACUGUUUUUGAUAUUUCGGUCACCUGUAAUAUUUGAAAAA
Messenger RNA from Acanthopagrus latus (yellowfin seabream), 3524 nucleotides. Its product is annotated as phosphatidylinositol 4-phosphate 5-kinase type-1 gamma-like. The record is from RefSeq and is a predicted model, not a curated record. Gene Ontology annotation, molecular function: phosphatidylinositol kinase activity. NCBI's taxonomy places the organism in Eukaryota, Metazoa, Chordata, Actinopteri, Spariformes, Sparidae. Gene Ontology annotation, biological process: phosphatidylinositol metabolic process. The transcript is spliced from 18 exons. The coding region runs from base 251 to 2740 and encodes 829 amino acids.